AUGCCGAGACCAAAAGGUCGUGCCUCCCGUUCCAAGUCGGGGACAUGGCGACGUGGAUCCGCCGAGGACGUGAUAGACAAUCCCAGUGUGUAUGGAGAAGAGAUAGUGGCAAAACCUCGCGCAGCUUCGGUAGCGAGAUCAACUCGAGGUCGACGAUCCAAGGCAGAACCUUCGUCUGAUAAUACACUAGUUGAAGAACGGCAGAGCCCCACCGCUGGACGGAUCACAAAAUCUAAUCGCAACACCCAUGACAUUCCAAGCGACCGAGCAUUAAGUAUUACUAGAGCUAUAGUUACUCUUCUAUGCCUCUUCGCCAUGACCGCCUAUUACGCAGCUCGUCCCGAUAUGAGCGCUCAAGUCUCUCGACCGCCUCCUCCCUUGUCCGGCGAAGAAACUACAACCCCUCUCGACAACCUGCUUCUAUGGAUCCACAAUCAUAUGCCGUGGAUGAAGCAGAUAGGCGAAGCACAGGGGCGAGGAGCCGCGACCAUUGACCGGAUCACAACACCGAGUCCGGAGGGAAGUGGUUCAGAGCUGAAGGAUGUUGAGUUUGUCUGUCCUGAAUGCCCUAGCUGUGGAAAUGCGGUAGUGUGUGAGACACAGCAAAGAGAUGGCCCUAGGAAUAUCAAAGAUAAGGUCUCGGUAUGGCUACCACCGUUCCUAGCGAGAAACGCAGCUAUCUCAGGCUCUGUGCAACAGAUAUUCAACUCUUGCGACGAGUCUGUUAAGGAUCACCCCUGGGGUUUUAUGCUGCUGGUCCUAUCUGCCGCUUGGAAACUCUCAGAGCUUCUCCUGCGAAUGGGUAAAACAGGAUGUACCCGCGGGCUAGAAGUUGCCCGGCAUAUCAUAAGAAUGCAUCGAGCUGAUGAGAUACUCGUCAAAUUGGAUCUCGACGCUGAGUCCGAGAGAGCUAGGAAGGAGGCUCAGGAGCAGUUUCUAUUGCGCAUGAGCACUAUUCAGAAAGACUGA
Endocarpon pusillum Z07020 is the source of this 969-nucleotide messenger RNA. RefSeq lists its product as uncharacterized. Bases 1 to 969 code for a protein of 322 amino acids. The record is from RefSeq and is a predicted model, not a curated record. The transcript has a single exon. Lineage: Eukaryota; Fungi; Ascomycota; Eurotiomycetes; Verrucariales; Verrucariaceae.